Molecule: messenger RNA, 3699 nt
Organism: Spirodela intermedia
Lineage: Eukaryota; Viridiplantae; Streptophyta; Magnoliopsida; Alismatales; Araceae
Source: the annotation of a GenBank genome assembly
AUGUUCUGGAGGCAAAGAGAGAAGGAUGCCCCGGAUCAAAACGGCGGGCUCCCUUGCGGGCAGGUUCGCGUCCUCGUCGUCGGUGAUGCGGGUACUUUCAUUGUUCAUACCUCGUCAAACUUAUUUAUGACUGUUUAACAUGGAGAUCUUGCUUAAAAUACCCGCCUUUUUUUAGUUUUCAAUCAUGUUUUCCCUCUCUCCUGUCUACGAUACUAUUGGGAGUGUGGCGUGAUGCCAAUGUGUUCAUGACCGGAGCAUUGCGUUGCAUUGGAUAAUGGUAAGGUAGCCACAUCGGCACUGACCGUUUAUAACUGAGGGUUAACGGAUUAUCAGCGGCAUUUGGAUUGAAGAUGGCCGCACAUCUUUUAGUUUGAGUUUGGAAUAUAAUGCCAAAACGUUUGAGUUUGAGACAGUAUGUCAUUCUCUUAUAAUUUUAAAGCUAAUAGUAAUGAGGCGGUUACCAAAUCUCUGCUGCUAUCAAAAACUAAAUGUCACCAUUCGAGGGAAGCCUUGAGUUGGGGUUUGGAUCAAGAUAAAUGUGAUUGAAUGCUCUUGACUAGUUUGGAAAAAAAACUGCCAAGAGGGUGAAGUUUGGGGAUCGUGCACGUGAAAAAGUAAGUGUUCUUCGACUUGGAGGGGGGAUUCGUUUCGUUGCAGAGUGAAAAUCUGGCUACUGCUGUUGUGGUUCUCAGCUUGGCUGAGGCAUUGGCCAUUCAAGACUCAGAUUGGCCCGAUAUUUUGUCAUUAGCAUCAGAUGCUACUGUGUUUCUGUCCAAAACCUUUUAGAGACAGGAUCUGAGGAUAAUGAUAUCAAUGUUUCAAUUACUGGCGAUUAUGGUAUGCAUUAUAAGAUUGGGUUUUAGUGUAGACUGUGAUGAGGCGUCUCUACUUUAAGUAAAUCCACGAGCAAUGUAAUCAUGGAAAGCUAUAAAGUUAGUUACAAUCUUGACGUAGAGGAUGUUUUAGUCAGCUGGUUUAUUGAGACGGCCACAAAUUUAGUUAGGGGAUUGGAGAGACUUGUUUGGUAGUUAUGUUUUUUUUCUACACGUAAAUCAUAAGCGUUAUGAUAUUGCUAUUUCUUGGGCAUUAUGAAUAUGCCUAGUACUUUCCUAAAUUUAUAUACAUUACCUAUUUGUUCAGCCUAUGUCCGCCAAUACACUGGAAUUUGGUUAUACUAAUGAAGGAUGGGCUCUCACUACUUAGCUUAUAAAACGUUCAUUCAGUCGACGGUAAGAGUCUCUGUAAACGUAAUUCCGUCUCAUUUCUUCUGAUUUCAAGAACAGUUUCAUUUUUGGGAAGGAUGUCAAGAAGUUUAUCAGGUGCUUUAAUACAUGUUCUUAUCCGUUCCGUGUUUUGCUUAUUUCUGAUCUCUUGUAUAUUAUCUUCCCUCACUGAUAUAGCCGAGUGAAUAUUGCUGACUAUUUCAUGUUAAAAAAACUAUAAUUGAGACAUUGAUGAACUUCUUGAACCCUAUUUAAAGUUCCUUGAUCUGCCUUCAUGAUGAUCGAGUAAUUUGCUUCUUCUGUUUGCUCCAUUCCUUUUAAUUCCAUUUAUGUGAUUCAUGUUUCUAACUUAAAUCUAUCAUCGUGUUAAUCUGAUUCCAGGUGUUGGGAAGACAUCCCUCGUUCAUUUAAUCGUUAAAGGUUCUGCUAUUGCUCACCCGCCUCAAACAGUUGGCUGCGCAGUCAGUGUCAAAGUAAUCAUCCUGUUUCUCUAUCUAAAGUUCUGAGACGUUUCAUGAUUUUGGAAUCGUAUUGAAGCUCGAUUUUCUCUAUUAAUCAGCAUAUUUCUUAUGGAAGAUCUAGCAGCUCUUCCAACAGCAUAAAAAGCGAUUCAGAGAGGGACUUCUUCGUGGAACUCUGGGAUGUGUCUGGACACGAGCGAUACAAGAAAUGCAGAUCCAUCUUCUAUGCGCAGAUCAAUGGUGAAGGAUGACCUCCCCCCCUCGACGCCCAUAGCAUAUGCCCUCUCACCAUUUCCGUUUAUCUUUCAACAACUUCAUCCCCAUCGAAUGCCUCAUUUGAAUACUACUAUCAGCUGUUUUUAAACUUUGCUGUCGGUCGCAUGUUUCUGCGCCAUUCAGAAGACUGUCAUGUUCAUCUCCUCCUUAAUUCUAUAAUUAUUUUCUCGUCAUUGAUCCCUAACAAAUGGGGUUGCAUUAUUUUUUUCUAGGGUUUCAUGCACGCUCACUACAAAGAAUCUCAUAACAAUGAAUACGAUAUCACCCAUAUAUUUAAAUCACUUUUCCGGCGCAUCAUCAGUUGGAUAUCUAACAGGGGAAUUUCGUGAGUUAAUUUGUGUGCUGUUGUUCCCGUUGGGCUAUUUUAACUGGAUCUUUAAAUUCUGCCAGAUUUUCAGACUAGUUAUCACUUUUUUUGUUCUACAAUCUUAGCAAGUUCCUGAUUCGAAACAUCUUCUAGAUCAUAAGGAAGAAGAAGAAGAUGGUUGACUUGAAAAAAGCCAUCGAUGGGUUUUUUUAUAUUGUUAUUAUUUUAUUAGUUUAUUGGUGUUGGGAGGUCCAUUUUGUUAUGAUUGAACCCAGUUAUUUUAGUUUUUAUAUCAUCAUACACUCACUCACGAGACAUGGAUUUUGUCAACGAAUUGGUCUGAGAGGAAACUAUUCUCCUUCUCCUGGCACUCCCGUCCAGGUGUUAUAUUUGUCCAUGAUCUUUCUCAGAGGAGGACGAAAGCAAGCCUACACAAGUGGGCGGUUGAAAUUGCAGAGGCGGGCACCUUCUCCGCCCCGCUCGAAUCGGGAGGCCCCGGCGGGCUCCCUGUUCCUUUCCUCGUCCUCAGCAACAAGGUCGACAUUGCGAACACCGAAGGCGCCAGGGGGAGCAGCGGCAACCUCGUCGACGCCGCCCGCUUGUGGGUCGAAAGGCAGGGACUCCUCCCUCCCAGCGAAGAAAUUCCCCUCACGGACUCUUUCCCCGGCGGCGGAGCCAUUCUCUCAGUAAGAAACCUCCCCCCUCCACCCUUCUUCUUCUUCUUCUUCUUCUUCUUCUUCUUCUUCUUCUUCGUCUUCUUCUUCUCUGCUGCUCAUCGGUCCUUCCACCCGGCCCGGCCAAGGAUUUCUAUUAAUGGCGUAUGUUCUUGAUGUGGGUGUGUGUAGGCAGCCAAGGAAGCGAGGUUCGACAAGGAGGCCAUUGUGAAGUUCUUCCGCUUGGUACGCUGGCCCCUCGCCUGAUCCUCCGUUGACCCGUCAAAAGUUGACCUUUUUAUUGAUGUGUGUAUCGUUCCAGUUGAUCAGGAGAAGAUACUUUCCGGACGAGCUGUCCGGGCCGAGUCCCUGGUCGUUGAGCCCGGUCACCAGCUCCGUCUUCCGCUCGAGUGAGAUCUCCAGCGACGACGACCAAUCCCUCAAUAAAAUCACGAGGUACGUACGUACAUAUCAUGGGAAGCACGCCCGUUGAGAGGGUUGACCUUGCAGCUACCCCUCGCCGUUGACUACCUUGAAGCUAGGGUGUCUGAAGCUCUCGAUGUUGACUUUCCUCUGGCAGGACGAAGGAGGAGGCGUACAGAUACAACGGGCUCGCCCCGCUGCCGGCGCAGCGCAACCUGACGCCGCCCACGACGUUGUACCCCCAGCAGCCGGUCUCCACCCCCGCCGAGGGCUACGGCUUCCACAGGUACGCCGGGCCUAGGCCGCCGGAAGCCGGCGGCGCCGCCAGAACGAAGCGGGCGGACAUCAACGUUUAA